UAAUUGCUAUCUCUUCUCCCUUCUUCUUCUUCCCAUCUCUAAUCCUUUUAUUUUGCAUUUCUUCUUUUCCCCCUUUUCCGUUUUCGUCCCAUUCAUCAAGAUUUUGACUCUGCGUGUAGCUUUUUUUUUUUUUUUUUUGGGAGCUAUUGAACUUCAUGUUAUUUUGGUUUCAUUCCUUUCAUGCCCAACUCUCACCUUCACACACACAAAAAAUACAUUCUUUUAUCUCCCCCCACCCCAUCAGUGCCAUGAUUACUUUCCCUCUCUGUUCGCUUGUCUUUUGGUGACAGAUCUCAUUUUUAUAUGAAUUUCAGUGUUUAAUCUGGAAUCACUUAGUGGUAUUGCAAUUAGCUUCUGCGUUUUUUGUUUCAUUUUUCUGGAAUCACAUUACAAUUUUAACUCCAAUAAUCAUUGAUUACGGUUCAUUCAGUUGAUAAUGAAGUUUCUUGACUGGUACUUGAAGAUUGGGGUCGUGUCGGCUUUGGUUGGGGCUUCUAUGGAGAUGUUCAUGAUCAAAACUGGCUUCUAUGACAAAGUAACUGUUUUGGAGUCAGAAAAGCGUGCCUGGGAGAAUUCCCCAGAUGCUCAGGCAAUUAGAGAAGCUCUCAACCCCUGGAGACAUAUUGAUGCAGAAGAAACAAAAAAGUCCUGACUGAAGUGUGAAUUAUUUUCUUAAAAUCCAUGAGUAAUUUUUCAAGAACUUAAGAUGUUAUACGAGGAUAUGCUGGAAUAAACCAACAACAUUUUGAUUGCUACAUCUUGUCGGCUGGGCACCAAAUCAUGAACAACUCUGGGAUGACUCACAUCUUUCAAUUUUCUAUCUGACUUUGAAUGUUGGAUUUAUUUAUUUGACUCUUGAAUAACUGUUCAGUGUUUUCUUUGUAAUAUGAUACACUUAUAACAGUGAGACAAGUGCAAGUAUGUAACAUUAUUCUCAAUAAAAGAAACUGCUAAUGUUUCUUAAA
Molecule: messenger RNA, 965 nt
Organism: Cajanus cajan (pigeon pea)
Lineage: Eukaryota; Viridiplantae; Streptophyta; Magnoliopsida; Fabales; Fabaceae
Product: DNA mismatch repair protein
Source: RefSeq, a predicted model, not a curated record